UAAUACUGUUUUUUCUGUGUUAUCUGAAUUAAAUUACACGUGUAUCAUCAACCAUCAUGAUGUUGUCUGUUAGAACGGCAGCUUAUCUACAGCUGAGAGGAAGCAGUUGGACCAGCUCAGAAAGGCCAGCUCUGUGCUAGGAUGCCCCCUCGACCCAGUGCAGGUGGUAGGAGACAGAAGAAUCCUUGGACGGUGUCUCCACCCCACGCAUGAAGCUGUGGCAGAACUGGAGAGCUCCUUCAGUCUCACCCUGCUGCAUCCACUGUGCACAAAGGAGUGUCGCAGGGCCUCCUCCCAGCAGCUGCUGGACUUCCAUCACUGCUCCCAACAAACUCAAUAAAGUAUUUACACCCUGCUGGUAUUUGCACAGUUUUUCCAUUUUCUCUAAAUAGUCUGUCGUUGUUGGUUUUUAAGCACAAAUAUACAGCACUUUGUGCACCAAUGAUCCUACUCAGCUGCACAUUUCUGUGAGUCCUGAUUUUUUAAUGUUGGAAAUCCGCCUCUACAGUCUCUUAAUUGUUGUCUUUUUUAUUUCAUAUUCUUUACUUUUGUGUGAAUCUGCACGCUCCGUCUGUCCCAGUGAGGGACAAUAAAGGAUAUUUCUAUUCUAUUCUAUUAAAGACAUUCUCAUUUACGUUCAUAUUCCACACUGAAGUAAACCAAACUCUAUUUUACAGUCAUGUAAUUAAAGGACUUUUCAUAACGUUUAUUAUCCAACGCGCGACGCCUUCAGUAGAUUCAGCAGAAAAUCAAUAAAUGUGCUUUUAUUCACUUUCUGCUUCCUUUUCCCAAACAGUGCCUGCGGGAUAAGCCAAUUACGUCAUUUCCUCUAUCCACAUUAGCGGUUUGGUUGCUAAGCUAGCUGGCCACUGAGAGCGUGAACUCUUAAAAAAUGGCUGAUUUAAGCACUUUCAGGAAUGAAGUGGCGCUCGUCGUCAACAGCCUGGCCAGGGCGGUGGUGACGGAGAUUUUCAGCGCGGCGGAGGAAGCUUCUUUAAACAGACAAAGCCCCGAAGCCGAGGAGAAACUCUGUGCUCUCGUUGAGCGUCUGUGUUUUGAAGCUGUGGAGAAAAUCCUGAAGCUGGUCGAUCUGAGCGUUAUGAAGAGCGGCGAGACCGUGGGCCAGAUGCAUGAUGGGAGCGAGGAUGCUUCAGAGACAGCCGGAGGCGAAGGUGGCGGUGGCGCUCCCCUCCCCCCCUUAGAGCAGACCUACAUCUUGGUUUACGAGAACGCUGCCGCCGACUCACAGUGUGUGCUGGUGUCACUGCAGAGCCACGCUAAUGGUGGAAAUGAAAGCAUGCGCGAUGUAACAGGUCAGGGGACUGAGCUGUCCCCCUCCUCACCUGUGCCUCAGGCCGAUGACCACGAGUACGCUCGCUUGACGUCGCCUCCAUCCAGCAGUGCCUCAGUGGCAGUGGGCGGGGUCAGGAAGAGGCCUCGCGGCCGCAGGAAGGGAGCACCACUUGUGGCGUCUGGUGAGGCAACAGAAACUCACCUACAGUGCUCGCACUGCGCCAUGUUGUUUCCAAACAGCGAGCGGAUCGCCGACCACGAGAAGAAGGCUCACCCGGCAUGCUCGGUGUGUGGCGUGCGGUUCACUGGCAUCCUGAAACUGCGUGAACACGAGUUGAAAAAUCACGGGCUGCUGCCAUACACCUGCGACUUCUGCCCGAAGAGGUUCAACCACAAGGCGCACCGCGACCUGCACGUGAAGGCGCGGCACACCGGCGAGAAGAGCUGCCACUGCGACAUCUGCGGGAAGGGCUACGCCUGCGCGAGCGUGUUGAAGACGCACCGCAUCACGCACUUCGACAAGUCGUUCAUCUGUGACAUCUGUGGGAAGGGCUUCUACCACGCCUGCCACCUGACGCGCCACAAGCUGGUGCACCAGGAAGUGCGGCCGUUCCGCUGCACCACCUGUGGGAAGGGCUUCACGCAGGCCGCCAACCUGCGCAGCCACCAGGCGACACACACCGGCGAGCGGCAGCUCUGCUCUGUCUGUGGCAAGAGCUUCCGGUGCCUGAAAAACCACGUCAUCAGCAAACACUCACACGAGCUGCCCGCCGAUGAGCUGCCCGCUGUCGACGCCAUCGUUAGCUGUGAGGUCUGCGGCAAGAAGUUCCCGAACCCGUCGCAGUACCGCGCACACCAGCGGAGCCACACCGGGGAGAAACCUUUCCACUGCGACAUCUGUGGGAAAAGCUACCGUCUGAAGGAGCUGCUGCGCGACCACCGCUACACACACACUGGAGAGAAACCAUACCGCUGCUCGCUAUGCCCCAAGACCUUCAACCUCGCCACAAGCUUCAUGAGGCACCGCAGCAUCCACAGCGGCGAGACGCCGUACAGCUGCCGCGACUGUGGCAAACACUUCCGCCUGCUGACCUUUCUCAAGGCUCAUCUGCAGACCAAAGCUCACCUGAAGCAGACGCAGCAGACAGCAGCGCAGGGAAACGCCCUCCCACCAGUCAGCAGCAUCGAACAGGAGGCGGUCCGAGGCGGAUCCAUAAUCGCUGCCCAGCUGGUGUCGAGUCUUUAAAGCAAAACGAUGAAACCGUAAACACAAACGGGGAGUGGAAGAACUCGCCGUUUGUGUUUACAGUGUUUAAGAACUCAGUGGCCACGGUCGCACUCUGCACCAAAGCUGUGAGGCGUGGCGCCGCGUGGUCGUUAAACUCGUAUCUGUUUGGUAAUAAAUUAGUUAUUACUGAUGUGUCCUAUGACGUCUUUUAAUUUUGAAAACAAACUCAGAUCAGAAAUGAUCGCCACGCCGAAAAAUGAAGAAUGACGUUUGUAUUAUUUGGGGCGUGGCCUCUUUGACAGGUGAA
This is a messenger RNA of Oreochromis niloticus (Nile tilapia), 2828 nucleotides long. Its product is annotated as zinc finger protein 136. Gene Ontology annotation, biological process: regulation of transcription by RNA polymerase II. Gene Ontology annotation, molecular function: RNA polymerase II transcription regulatory region sequence-specific DNA binding; DNA-binding transcription factor activity, RNA polymerase II-specific. NCBI's taxonomy places the organism in Eukaryota, Metazoa, Chordata, Actinopteri, Cichliformes, Cichlidae. The transcript has 5 exons. The record is from RefSeq and is a predicted model, not a curated record. The coding region runs from base 893 to 2539 and encodes 548 amino acids. Gene Ontology annotation, cellular component: nucleus.